UUGUAGUAAUUUGACAUUUCGUUUUGACUCAUUGGAAAGUUAUUUUUCAAACAAAGUCGAAAUUAAAGUUUUUCUUUAAAAUUCUAAUCAUACGAAGUGAAAUACAAAAGGAAAAAUAAUAAAUAAUGGGGGACGGUUGUCAAAGAUGUCUUACGAGGGUGCCGCAUGCCACCCUCAUUGCAACUAUUAUGUGCUGUUUGGGCGUGGGGGUGUUUUGUGGAACAAUGUACCGUGGAUCUGCGCUUUCGAUACUAAUGUUUGAUGAAGUUUUUCACUUCCGGCUGAUUUGGAUCGAGGCCCUCCAAAUGAUUUUCAUCGUGGGAAGCGCUUGUAUGGCGGCCCUAGGAUUUAUGUUGCUGUGCCUCGGGUGUCUCACUACAGGCGCCACAAGACAAAAGGUAUACCGGGCUUGGAGAGCUCGUGUCGGCGGCCGCAUAUCGUGCGCAGUGUUCAUGAUCAUCACAUACAUACUGACGUUCGUGUGGUUACUACUACUUUGCUUUUUAGUAAUAACCACAUUCCUUUUCACGAUUUUCUGGAAGCUCUGUUCGAAACCGAAAAAUAUCGAACUGUCGACGUGCAUUGAUUUCACGCAAUUCGAUUUCAUGUUCCCGUCGUCUGUGAGGCAAGAGGAUUUGAGGAUCUGCGAGGCUCACAAGAUUAAGUUAUUUUGUAAAGAUUAUGUGGAGAAAGCAGAGUUUAUGUUUAUCUUGGCUAUGGUGUCUUGCUUGCUCGUAAUACUGAGUUUGGUGCACUAUUUGAUGUGUCUGUCUGCUAACUAUGCACAUAUCCGGGACCAUGAGAAAUUCCAGGAGUUGCAAGAGCUGCAGUACCUGACCAACCCCGACCUGCAUGCUUCUAAAGACAGAUUCUAGUAUAUGGCCCGCGCACCGUUGCUGCGCUCGCUUGAAGCCACUACCAAGAUGUGACAAAGCAGCAAGGUGACUGCUUUUUAAAAUGUCACAUUUGUGUUCACAGAUCAAAAAUAAACAUCAAAAGACUGAAAUUUUGUGAAUAAUCUUAGAUUGAUUUAUUGCAUGAAUUAUAUAAAAUUAUCGGUUGUUAAACCAUUGACUGUACUAUUACAUCAAAAUGAGUGUUUCAAAUAUGCCAGCCAACUUUUAUAUUUGUUUACUGAACAAAAAUUAAUUAAGUAAAAUAAUCUUUUGAUUUUAAACUUAUUUUGUGGUUGUUCAUUAUGAAUAUUAUUGAAACGAGUACAAAUCACGAUAAAACAACGAAAUUUUUAAUGUCGACCACGAUCCAUGCUGGGUUGAAAUAUCAACAUUAAAAAUCUCGUCAUUUUAUAGUGGUAUGUACCGGUUUAAAUAUUAUUCAUAAUCACUCUUUUUCUUGUAAUAGUAUACAAUUAUCUAUUUGAUACAUCCUUUUUUGGUAUUUACAUAUCUAAACACAUUAUUUCAAUGAUUUGUCUAUGUAAUCCAACAUUCCUUUAUAUUUAGUCGAGAUUGUUAAACAAUAUUAAGUCCAUCAGAUGUUUUAUUUACACUUUAAAUUAGACUAUUUGUACAUGCUAAAGCAUUGUGUUAUAUUUGUUUACACAUUUUGGUCCAGUUCUUUUUGUUAGAGUAUAAGUAGGUUAAUGUCCUGAUAUGUUUGAUCUAGAUCUAGUUCCGUCAUCAUCCUUCCAUUUGUGUUUUAUGAUAAGAAAUUGUGAAUUUUGUUGGCAGCUAGGCCCAUGUUUUUGACCAAAACUUUUAUUUAUGUUGAAUUUAAACUGAAAAAUAAUAAUAACAUUUAGACAUUGUUAUUUUAUAUUUUGGUAGCAUUUAUACAGUAGACGAAAAUGUUUGAAGGAAUUGGUAGACAUAUUACACUUUUAUUAACAUUGUAGGUAUAAGGAAUCAAAAAUCAAAUGAAGUGGAAUGUCCUUAUGUUGGUACAGUCACAGUCACAAUAUAGACAUCUUAAAUAAUGAUUUACAAUUUUGAUGAUACCAUGUACUGACUUUUGAUCAUUGUUUUUUUGAUUGAUUGAUUGUUUUCACUAUAUUCUAUUAUAUAUAUAGUGACAUAUACAAAUAUGGUACAUAUAUGAUAAUUUGUAUCAAUUCCACUUAAAAUAUUGUAUAUUUGCAAUCAAAAUCUGAGCUCAAAUUGAAUAUGAAGAUAAGCUACUUUCUAACUUAGUGGCUUUAAAAAAUUCAAGCUCAUUUGACAUGCUCAUUGAGUUAUCUAUUAAUAAUGUUUUGUAACAAUUUCAAUGUAUAAACAUUGAAUGACAAUUUUACUAAUUUAGUAGCUUUUAAAAAAUAUAUGAAAUUUUUGAAAGCUGCUGAAUUUGCUUAUAGUCCAACAGAAAAGUUUACAUUUUUCCAGAUGUACUUUUUUGUUAAUUUUUUUUAGCUUGUGAUUUGAAAAUAACUUCUGAUACUUUCAGGAUAUUAGUGACAGUAGUUUUUGAUAGAAGUAUAUUUUUUUGAUAAAACGUAAAUGUUUUAAACGUAAUUGUGAUUCACAAAUAUUAAUUGUUCAACGUUUAGUACAAUAACUAUAGAUUAAGGGCAGCACAAAAUAUAUGAAACAUAGUUGUAAGUUUUUAAUAUUAGCUGUCAAUUAUGACAAUUUAUUACUUCUUUGAUAAUGUUGUAAAAGCAAUCUUUUGAUAAAAGUUUACACGCUUAGGUUUGGUUAGGCACAUUGUAUUGUAUUAACAAAUCAUCCCACCUAAAUUUUAAUAUUGAGACAGCUUUUUAAAAGUAUAAAAUUUAAGACAAUUUUGGUGCAUUCUUACUUUGUCAAAACAGUACUUGUUGAUUGGUACAUUUAUGAUGAAUUUGUGAGUAUGUAACACAAGGUCUGAAUUUUAAUUUUUUUUUUUAUAUAGGGAAUUAUUUAAGAUACCCCAAUCUUUGAAGCAGUAGUUACUAAGAUUAUGUAAAACUAUGUCCACCUACUAGAACCCCCUCUUUUAAGCUUCCAAAUAUUAAUUGUUGUUCUAUUUUGGAGAAUUUUUUGGAUUCUGCCUAGAAUUCUAGAAAAAUAUUAUCUUUCAAAUAAUCUUUUCUAGCACUAAGUAUUUAGAAUAUUGUUUACAAUAAAAUAUGUAUUAGCAGCAAAAUUUUCGACAUUUGUUUUUUUCAUAGUCGGGUAUAGUAUGCACCAAAUUUCUAGUCUGCUUUGAAAUCGUAACACGUCGAAUUGCGAAGCUAUUAUAACAAGCCUUGUUAACUGUGCAGCUAAACGCAUUCUGUUCAGAACGGACUUGAAGUUAGUCGCAUACUAUAAUCAUGAUAGGUAUCUGCUAAAACAUAUCUUAUGUAAUGACACAUCACAAAAUGUUUAGAAUUUGCAUUUAAGAUUUUUGUAUCUAUGUUUGUAAUAAGAUGAAAAAUAUUAGCAUAGCUAAAGAUUAAUGGCAAAAUAAAUUAUUUAAAAUCAUAACGUCGGGCGCGCAGUAUAAAAAUAAUACGUAAAUUAACAAGUAAAAGGGUAACAUACCUACCUUACAAUCUCUUACAAACAGCUUAUCCAGCUACCAUCAUGCAUAUUUCUGCUGCAAAACAUCAUUACUGUAUUGCGGUUCUCAGAGGUUUCUGUCGCGCCUUAAACCUUAGAUCUAAUCUUAGCCAAUGGCGUAGCUACUAGACUCAGACCAAUUAUUGUAUAGGACCUGCCUAGCUAGAGGUUACUUUUCUGUCAAAGUAUAUGAUCAACGAUCUAAUGCGAUUAUAAAAACUGUCUCUAUAGAAUCAAUUUUAAAUAGUUGUAAUCGUGUUCGUCAUUUAAAGAGCUCCGUAAAAGUACCUUUUUGUGUAAUUGAAUUGUGUAAAAAACGGGCAAGAACUUCUAGUUUAGUAUAAGAUAUAUACCAAAAGUAAGCUCGUUUUCCUCAGAAAAUGACAGACAAUUUUGUUCGUGACUAUGAGUGCGAUACAGGUCCUUGUAUAAUUGGUCUGAGCUACUAGAGCUCUGGGAGCCCUCGAAUCCUUACCAGAAAAUCGCGAUCGAACUGAACUUGUAAAACUUGAUACCUGAGGACAAAGUAGCUUAGCAUUUUGGAACGAAGUUCCUUAUCGCGCGUUGUCAAAGGGGACUAGACGGAAAAAAUUAAGACUUUUUACCCAACUGCGUAAGGAGGAGGGUAAUGCUUUUGCUAUAGUUGUAAGCCGUGACUUGAAGACAGCUGGUGAGCUCCAGGGUAGCGAUGCGCUAUAGCGAUUUCGAUAACGAACUGCGUUCCAUCCGGGUGUCCCUCAACACUUUUCGAGAUUUUUAUGUAUUUGUUAUUUUUACUUUAUAAAACCUUAACCAGAUUAGAUAGUAGUGGGGCCCCAUUUUAUUUAAUUGCACCAGGGCCUUUAGUCACCUAGCUACGCCACUGAUCUUUAGCUGGUGUUAAGUGACAAUGCAAUCAUAAAAGGUGACUGACAGAUAAUAAUUGCAUCAACGCCGACUUAGGCUUUUUAAAAAUCUAUGUAAUCUAAAUGUAGCAGGAUUCGACUCCUGGGUUUGAUCGCCUGCAGGGCCGAUUGAGGUUUUCUUAAUUGGUCUAGGUCUGGCUGGUGGAAGGCGGCGGCCGUGGCUAGUUAUCACCCUAUCGGCAAAGACGUAUCGCCAAGCAAUUUAGCGUUCCGGUGCGAUGUCGUGUAAAAACCGAAAGGGGUGGGGAUUUUCAUCCAACUCAUAACAAGAUAGCCCGCUUUCAUCUUAGAUUGCAUCAUCACUUACCAUCAGGCGAGAUCGUAUUCAAGGACAUGUAGAGAAUGAAAAAAUAUGCGUGGUAGCACCCUGCAACGGGAUGCUUUGUAAUAGCAUCUGGCUACCACUUAGCAUCAGCUGGAUUCAGUGGCAUGCACUUCAUAGAUGCAAAAAAAUGCACUGCCUACCUUAGAGACUCAUCAGAUUGACGGUGGAAUUUUCUAUUUUGUAUGAUUUGUACGUAUAGUGCAUACCCUAGUUAAAAUCCUUGUGCACGCCACACAUCAACUAUGUAAUAUCAAUGAAGAAUCAUAUGCAAUUAAUAAUCACUAUGCCAGCAUAUUGUGUCUAAUUCUGAAUUCUGCGCGACCGAAUUCUUUGUUACGGUUACUCUAUCAAUUAGUAAUUAGGUACAUAUUUAGAUAAUAUAAUCUUGGUGUUAUUACCUGCUAGUAUUUUUUUAGCUACUAUGUCUUAAGUUUUAUAACAAUAAAAAAGGUUAAUUUA
Molecule: messenger RNA, 5168 nt
Organism: Bicyclus anynana (squinting bush brown)
Lineage: Eukaryota; Metazoa; Arthropoda; Insecta; Lepidoptera; Nymphalidae
Gene: M6
Product: neuronal membrane glycoprotein M6-a
Exons: 1
Coding region: 126-875 (249 amino acids)
Biological process (GO): neuron projection development
Cellular component (GO): plasma membrane
Source: RefSeq, a predicted model, not a curated record